Messenger RNA from Antechinus flavipes (yellow-footed antechinus), 3527 nucleotides. It is a transcript of the gene CASP2, whose product is annotated as caspase 2. NCBI's taxonomy places the organism in Eukaryota, Metazoa, Chordata, Mammalia, Dasyuromorphia, Dasyuridae. Gene Ontology annotation, biological process: regulation of apoptotic process; proteolysis. The record is from RefSeq and is a predicted model, not a curated record. Gene Ontology annotation, molecular function: cysteine-type endopeptidase activity.
UAAGGGUCGGGGGCGGGAGUAUGAACCCCGAAGGGGCGUUUCAUUUGUUUGUGGAGUGGGCGGCUCUCUCCCGGGCUGAGAAAGGCGGGAAAUGGCGGAGGCGCGCGCGAGUGCCCGCCCAGCCCUCGGUCGAAGAGGGUCGACGGCCGUGGACGGGGGGCGCAGCAGAAUGUUAGGAGUCUGGGGAAUGGAGCGGGAACACCAGGAAGCUCUGAAGAAGAAUCGGGUUGUGCUGGCCAAGCAGCUAUUGCUUAGUGAACUCUUAGAGCACCUCUUGGAGAAGGACAUCAUCACCUUAGAGAUGAGAGAAUUGAUCCAGGCCAAAGUAGGCAGUUUUAACCAGAAUGUGGAAUUUCUGAACUUGCUGCCCAAGAGGGGUCCCCAUGCUUUUGGAGCUUUUUGUGGCUUACGGGAAACCAAGCAAGGACAUCUGGAGGAUCUGUUGCACAAAACCCUCUACGGUUUUCAGCAAUUACUGCCAUCGUUGAACUGUGAUGAUGACUCAAAUCUCCCUCUCCCAGUGUGUGAAUCCUGUUCCCCUCACAAGCAACUCCGACUGUCUGUAGAGACCAUGGAGCAUUCUCUGGACAAUGGAGAUGGACCCCCCAGCCUCCAGGUGAAACCCUGUACCCCAGAGUUUUAUCGGACACACCACCAUUUGGCCUACAGAUUACAAUCUCGACCUCGUGGUCUAGCACUGGUGCUGAGCAAUGUGCACUUCAAUGGAGAGAAAGACUUGGAGUUCCGAUCUGGUGGGGAUGUGGACCAUAGUUCCCUAGUAACCCUCUUCAAGCUUUUAGACUAUGAUGUUCAUGUCCUGCGUGACCAGACUGCACAGGAGAUGUAUGAGAAGCUUCAGAGGUUUGCACAGCUGUCAACUCACCAGAACACAGAUUCCUGUGUGGUGGCACUCCUUUCUCAUGGCAUAGAAGGUGGCAUCUAUGGUGUAGAUGGCCAACUGCUCCAGCUCCAAGAGGUUUUUCAGCUCUUUGAUAAUGCCAACUGCCCAAACCUGCAGAACAAACCCAAGAUGUUUUUUAUCCAGGCCUGUCGUGGAGAUGAGACAGACCGAGGGGUGGACCUUCGAGAUGGGAAGGAGCACAUGGCUUCUCCAGGGUGUGAGCAAAGUGAUGCCGGCAAAGAAAAGAUACUGAAAAUGCGACUGCCUACACGCUCUGACAUGAUCUGUGGUUAUGCGUGUCUCAAAGGCACCGCUGCCAUGCGCAACACCAAGCGAGGAUCGUGGUACAUUGAGGCCCUGACUCAAGUAUUCUCUGAAAGGGCUCGAGAUAUGCAUGUGGCAGACAUGUUGGUUAAGGUUAAUGCACUUAUUAAAGAUCGAGAAGGCUAUGCCCCCGGUACAGAGUUUCAUCGAUGUAAGGAGAUGUCUGAGUACUCCAGCACCCUCUGCCGCCACCUUUACUUAUUUCCAGGACAUCCUCCUACACGAUUGGCAUCUAUUUUUCCAUCUAGCCCAGAGUGAGACCACAGAAGGCAUGAUUGAACUGUCCCUCUUCAGAAUGGACCGUUUAUUCCUCCCCUCAGGGAUAAUGGGACUCUCCCAGGCUUGUUUUAUAAAUAUCUUUUGUUUCCCAUUUUGAAGAUGGGUUCUGCAAGCCAGCUCUUCUUGUAUGUGAAACUCUAGAGCUAUUUCUUGGCAAUCCCUGGUCUGAAUCACUGCCAGGAAGAGUGCUUAGGGUGUACAAUAAGGGAAUCUGGCAGGUAUUUCUAGAAUACAAUGCUUUUAUGGGUUAAGGGAUAUGUGAGCUUUAGUCCUGAGUACUAGUAUUCAAUACUCAACCAAGCCUCAGCCUUAGCCUCUUGUGGAUAUUGAGUUCACUCCCCAGGAUUAUUGUGAAUAGCACUUUGAGUGUUGUUUUUAUUUUGUGAGUUAAGCCAUUUUGAUGAUCUUCUCCACUUCUUAUCUUGUCUGUUUUCAAAUACUACUUUCCUUGCCAUUCAGGGAUAUUUGGGGUAAUGUCCUUUAGUACUACUUAAUUUGGUACUUUAAAAACCUAUGAUUUCUUCAGUAUGAGUAUCACUCUGUUAUAUGAUGAAACUUCUCCAUGAUUUAGUAAGUGGUAGUCCAGAAUUACCAUGGCCAAAAAAUCAUUGUAUCCUUUCGGUUUGGUGAUAUUUCUUUUGAAAUUAGACUAAAGCUAGAUUCCUCUUUGGACAUAGGACCCAUCACUGAAUCCAUUUUCAAAGCCUUUCUAGCUUUGUGUAGGUUCUUUCUAUUAGAAUUUGUACUUCACUAGCUUAGUCUUUGAUAUUCCAAUGGAUAUCAUUUAAAAGGGGAAUUAUUUGGUCUUAGAGGACCAAGCACAAUUCAAGACACUGUAUCAACAGUAAUGACCUAUGCAUUCUCCUUUUUAGUACUGUAAAACUUCCCUCUGGUGGGGACUGUCUUCCCCUGAUCACCUUCUCUUCAUCAUCCCAGUGCUGGAGAAGGUGAAAACUCCCCAUACCAAGUGAUUAAGGUGACUUUUUCUUAUUCUUCCCCCAGGAAGUUUCCUAGAUUUCAUAUAUAGUUACUUUCUCCUGUAUUUUCCUAUUGAAAUGGGCAAUACAGCAUAAGAGUGGAGAAUGGAUGGGAAUGGUACCUCAGAAUAAUCUAAUUUCUUUUUUUACCUUUAUCUCCUAUCCUGAGUUGUCACCAUGUCCCCAUUUUCUUCAUUUCAGAUGCUUUGCCUUUCUCACUAUUCCCAUUUUCCAUCCAAGCUAGGUUUUCCAUGUUUUCUGCCAGAAUUGAUUUAAAAUCUUCCUAGCUAAUAUCCCUAUUUCCAGUCUUUCACUCUCCAUCCGUUCCAUAUGCUACUAUUAGAUAAAUUUUCUAAAUUAUUCCCCUGCUAAAGAAACUAUAGACUCCUAAACCCUUGUCUCACUGGAUUUAUUCAAGCUUUUCUUGCUCUAUUCUUCAAUAGGCACCCUCUGUUCCUCUCAAAUUAAUAUGCUCACUUUCCACAGUGUUCAUUUCUUCUGUGGUGCCUUUGCUCAUGUUGUUGUCCCCCUUUAAUGCUUUCCUUCCUAUCCUAUAUUUCUACACAGCCUUACCAAUCCUUUGGCUCAGCUCAGUUCUCAUGUCAGUCAAGCCUUCUUUGAAUUCCUUUGCACUUAAUACUACCACAGUUUAGUACUUAACUGUAUUCCAAUUUUUUAUGUAUGUUGGUUACAGUUGCCCAAAGAAACUAUAAACUUCUUGAGGGCAGUGACCAUGUGUCAUACUUAUGUAGCCCCCAUAGCAUGGGCACAAAGUAAAUACAAAGAUCAUGUAUUAUACACACAGCGUAUAAUCUCCCACAGUGCCCUGUACUUUGCUAGAGUCUAUAGGUGCUCAAUAAAUAUUUACUGAUUGGAGUUGGGGUCCUGCAGGAAGAUAUUCAUUUUCCCCAACCUAUCUUCCUAAUCCCAAUCUAGGGGUUAGUAUGAUGUAAUAGGGUCUAGAAGUGAGUCUUUUCCCCACUUCCCACUGCCAAGGUUUUGUAUUACUUUCAGGUGCCAAAUAAAUACUUGUGUUUGUUACCAAA